AUGGUCUACCACGGAAAUUUGAUUAAUGGAACACUGGUAGAUAUUAAUAAGUUCCUCAACAAUCUUUGCCAACUUGAGUUUGAAUUUAAGAUCUUUGUCCCAGAGAAAGAGUUUCAAGUGGAGGUUGAAGCCAUUGGCCACGUACGUCACAAAAACUUGGUUAGCCUUCUAGGAUACUGCAUUGAAGGAAUGCACAUGUAUUUCCCCAUUUGGAAGUCCCUGAUAGACCUAUACCUUUUCUGGCAUCACCACAAGAUGUUGGUUUACGAGUAUGUCAACAAUGGAAAUUUGGAACAGUGGCUUCAUGGAGCCAUGCGACACCACAUGUGUCUCACUUGGAAGGCUAGGAUGAAGGUUCUUCUUAGGACAGCUAAAGCUCUUGCCUAUUUAAAUGAGAAUAUUGAGCCCAAAGUUGUUUAUCGAGACAUCAAAUCAAGUAAUAUAUUGAUUGAUGAUGACUUCAAUGCUCGAGUAUUCUUGAUGUUCUGGUCUUCUGGACUUUACAAUCUUCAACUUCUGGUUUAUGUGGCUCCUAAAUAUGCAAAUAUUGGUCUCUUGAAUGAAAAAAAUGAUAUUUAUAGCUUUGGGGGUAGUGUUGUUAGAAUCGAUCACACAGGAAGAGAUCAUGUGGACUAUGGCCGUCCUGCCCAAGAGAAAAUGUCAUCAUCUGGUUCAUUCGAAUUGCAACCUCCAAUUAAUGGUAAAUUCAUCACAAUUCUCAGCAUCGAUGGAGGUGGCAUUAGAGGAUUAAUUCCAGCAACUAUUCUUGAAUAUCUUGAAUCUCAACUUCAGGAAUUAGACGGUGAAGAUGCUAGGCUCGCAGAUUACUUUGAUAUAAUUACAGGAACAAGCACGGGUGGCCUUGUUACCGCUAUGCUAACAGCUCCAAACAAAGACAAUCGUCCUCUAUUUGCUGCUAAGGAUAUAAAGCCCUUCUAUCUUGAACAUGGUCCUAAGAUAUUUCCACAAAAUAAUAUGAUACUGAUUGGAUCAAUUAUAAAGGGAUGGAAAUUUCUAACAGGACCAAAGUAUAAUGGGAAGUAUCUUCAUCAAGUCAUAAAGGAGAAAUUAGGGGAGACUAAAUUGCAUGAGACUUUGACUAAUGUUGUUAUUCCAACUUUUGAUAUCAAGAAUAUACAACCUACAAUUUUCUCCACUUUUGAGGCCCAAAAACAUUCAAUAAUGGAUGCUAAGCUUUCCGAUAUAUGCAUCGGCACAUCUGCUGCUCCAACAUAUCUUCCAGCACAUAAUUUUCAGACCCAAAAUGAAGAUGGCAAAUUUCAUGAGUUCAAUCUUAUUGAUGGUGCUAUCGCAGCUAACAAUCCGACCUUUAUUGCUAUAAGUGAAGUGACCAAACAAAUAUGCGAACAAAACCCAUAUUUCAAAAAUUUCGACGAAAUGAAGCCCACUAAUUAUGGGAAAUUUUUGGUCAUCUCCAUUGGGACUGGAUCAGCAAAAUUGGAACAUAAAUAUGAUGCUAAAAUUGCAUCAAAAUGGGGUGUUUUUGGAUGGCUAACUGGUGGAGGCUCAAAUCCAAUUAUUGAUGCAUUUGCUGAUGCUAGUGAUGAUAUGGUUGAUUAUCAUAUUUCUGUUGUUUUUCAAUCUAUUUCUUCUCAAAAACAAUAUCUUCGGAUUCAGGAUGACACAUUAAGUGGAGCAGACUCCUCUGUUGACAUAUCAACCAAAGAGAACAUGGACAAAUUGGUUGAAAUUGGGACAAAUUUAUUGAAGAAACCAGUUUCAAGGGUAAAUUUGACGACAGGUCUAUUUGAACAAUUAGACAUAAAUGCUGGCACAAAUGAAGAAGCUUUGAAAAGGUUUGCAAAGUUGCUUUCUGAAGAAAAAAGAAUUAGGAAUUCCAAACCACCUCCUAAAGAUAAAUCGUAAAGGCAAAAUUGUGAUUUGGUAUUAUAUGAAUCCUAGAUUUUAUAAUUUUGAAAUAGUAUUUGCAAUUCAAUUUUUGUAUUCUAGCUUUUGAUUGUUGGACCAAUAAUAUUCAAUAGAGUGUUAUGAAAAAAUAUUUAAUAAUA
Messenger RNA from Solanum verrucosum, 2030 nucleotides. RefSeq names its product patatin-like protein 2. The coding region runs from base 1 to 1887 and encodes 628 amino acids. Gene Ontology annotation, biological process: lipid metabolic process; protein phosphorylation. Gene Ontology annotation, molecular function: glycerophospholipase activity; protein kinase activity; ATP binding. The record is from RefSeq and is a predicted model, not a curated record. The transcript is spliced from 13 exons. Lineage: Eukaryota; Viridiplantae; Streptophyta; Magnoliopsida; Solanales; Solanaceae.